GCGAACGAGGCCGAUGCCGAGGCCGUCUAGGAUUCGAAAUGUGCGCGUAAUGUGUCAAGUUUGUUGUUAAGUUUAUUUAUGUAGUGCGCCAUGGAUACCAAAUACGCCUCCUGGAUGUGCUGUUUGAUUUUUUCUGCGAUGUUCGCAUCGAAAUCUGAUCGUGUCGAAGCAGUACGACCUAAGAUCGUAACUCACUUGGACGACUCGACCGAUGUGAUUCUAAGGGCAGGCGACAACUUUAACAUGACGUGCCAGGGCAGUAAGCCCCUGAAGUGGGUGACGCCGGAAGUACAGGAACCUAAAAACACUUGGACUACGUUUUCCGUGAAAGACUUCGAGAGUACACAUAAUUCUGACUACCACUACGGGGCGGUUUUGUACAUAACCAACAUGUCCUACCCCUUCGUAGGGUUCUACGUCUGCGCUCACCAAAACGACAGCGAAAACUACCUGAGCGAAUCGAAGAGCGACGAGAAUGAUAGUAUAUAUUUAUAUGUCAACGAUACCGAACAUUUAUCGGUAUUGGACGAAUACCCGAUCCAGCCAGCUACACAGUACCAAGAAACUACCAUACCUUGCAGACCGACAGCGCCCGACGUUAAAGUGGAACUAAUGAGCUUUGACGAAGAACUAACGAAUGUCGUUGAAACGGAGAAACUGAUUAUGGACGAAUGCGAGGACAUGGAAGAGUGCCAUUUUAUGACGUUUUAUCGCUUUGAUCCGCGUUACGGGUUUAUCACGAACGACACCAAGGUGCUGAGCGAUAGCAAACGAUACGAUUGCAAAUUUUCCAAAGCGCGUUUCGUUGAGAGUUACACGACAUUCCUGUCUAUCGAAGCUGGAAGAACCCAUUUGGCAACUCCUUUCGUAAAAGAUCUGAGCGAUGGUCAUACCGACGUCGGUCAGACUUUGGAACUGCAAUGCGUGCUGAGAGAAACGUCUCCGUUUAUCGACUUCAAAUGGAAGACACCACGAGGGGAAUCAAAGGCCAACAACAUUUUGACGUCGGAGGACCAAACUUCGUUGAUAGCCACGUACACUAAAUACAACGUGACCAUCCAAGACAAAGGCGUGUACACUUGCAUAGUGUCCGAUACUCAAAAACACACUUCGAGCGGGGAAGCCGAGGUUUCAGUUUAUGGUAUAGAUCAAUGUUUCAUAACAAUGGCCGAAGAAAACUAUCUCUACAAAAUUGAAGUAGAGAGACCCAGCGAACCUGUCCAGUGGAUAAUAAAGGUUAAAAGUCAUCCUAAACCCCAACUUAAAUGGCUGGACCCGAUGGGUAGAAAAAUCGAAAGCAGUUUCAAAUACGCCACCAAUAUAACGUCCAAUAUGGCGCUGCUAUUGAUCAGGAACGUAAGCGUUAUGGAUUCGGGUAUAUACGUGCUGCACGGUAAAAGUGCUCGACGAGAUAAAACUACUGGUCUGGAAACAUGUUUGGCAGAGAAGGAGCUGAAGCUGGAACUUGAAGUUAAAGACGCACCUAUCGUUGACAUAAUACACACGCAAGAGUAUUAUUUGAUUAACAGAACCGCGAAAAUUAAAUGUGUCGCCAUCGGAAAUCCGGUUCCGUCUAUAGUCUGGCAACAUAAGAAAUGCUUGGACACCAACUGUCAAGUUGAAAAGGUUCAAAGACCUACCCAUAAUAUGAAGUACCAAAGCAUUUCGUACUUAGAAGUUGACACCGCCAAUGAGGGUGAAGUCACGUGUUCUGCAUCGAAUCCGUUGGGAAAAGGGUACAGAAGUUCCAGGUACCACAUUUCAGAUGUGAAAGGCGGAUUCGAUGUAUACGAUUUUGGGGAAAACGCAGUAGUGGAAAAGGAUGGCAGUGUGGUGAAAACCGCCAGCGGAGACGAGUUGGCGUUUUCCUGCGGCGUGGCUCGCGGAAAAUCGGACGAGAUCAAACUCUUUUACAACGACGUAGAGAUAACCGGCAAUAGCGAUCGACAUUCUCUGGAGAGAUCGUUUAAUAUUUUAUCGAAUAAGGCAAGGCUUUCGAUACAAAAGGGCAACAUUUCGGACAGUGGUAUUUACAGCUGUCGAAUAAGAGACAACAAAAGCGGGAAAUACCAGUACAAAAACGUAACUUUCGUAGUAUCAGAUCCGCAAAAACCGGAAAUUGUGAUUACCAAUUUGGAUAAACCGGUGGAUAUGGAAUACCCGAACGCACCCCUCAAGUUAUUUUGCAAGUACAGGGGAAUUCCGAAGCCUCUCGUCGAAUGGUUUAAGGAUGGUGUUAUCCUCAAAACUUCGGAACAUGUAUUUUUGGAAGAAAACAACCAGGUCCUUAUAUUCAACAAGACGCGUAUAGAAGACGAAGGUUCGUACAAGUGUGAAGUUUCCAACAACAUGGGAGUGACCUUCAAGGAAACCCAAUUGAAGUUCAAAUACAAACAUCAAAAUAUAAUCGUCUAUUACUACAUGAUAGGGGCUAUAGGUGUUCUGUUGUUGAUCGCUACAAUCUACAUCGUGAUCAAAGUCAGGAAGGAAAGGAAAUUGAAAAUGGAGCUCAAGCUGCUUGGAUUGGAAAACUUCCACAAGGGCAAUCCAGAAAAUUUAAAUCCAGAACUGGGCAUCGAUGACCAAGCGGAGUUGCUACCAUACAAGAAGGAGUGGGAGUUCCCUGUCGAGCAACUUAAACUAGGGAAGCAGCUGGGGUCCGGAGCUUUCGGGGUCGUAAUGAAAGCUGAAGCCCGGAGAAUUAUCGAUGGCGAAGAGAAGACAACUGUUGCGGUAAAGAUGGUAAAGAAAAAUGCUGACCAGAGUUACAUCCGAGCGCUAGCGUCUGAGCUGAAGAUAAUGGUGCAUCUCGGGAAACAUGUAAAUGUGGUCAACCUAUUGGGAGCUUGCACCAAGAACGUCGCCAAAAGAGAACUCUAUGUCAUCGUCGAAUAUUGCCGAUAUGGGAACUUGCAAAAUUACCUGCUGAGACACAGAGAUAGUUUUGUGAACCAGAUUCAGCCGAGGACCGGAAAACUGGACUUCAGUAUAGGGUCGGAAUUUCUGGACAGGUCGUAUUCUGUGACCAGCGACAACGGUAAGAGUGUGACUGCUUUACAAUACGCCACGUUGGCAUUUUCUGACAGCAUUGGACCCCCCACACCACACGCCAGCAUGCAGGAUUAUAGAGGGAAAUGCGAUAGCAUCACCGGUAGUUCCAAUGCAACACAAAUGACAACUUUGCCAGAUGAGAUGAUCAUGACCAGCAACGGUAGCAUGCAACCAGAAUGGCGAUCCAACUAUCGGGGAGACUACAGAGGAUGCGUGAAGCCUGUCACUACCCGAGACUUAAUAGCCUGGUCUUUUCAAGUGGCUAGGGGCAUGGAGUACCUGGCCUCAAGAAGGGUACUACAUGGCGAUCUGGCUGCCAGGAACAUCCUUCUGACGGAUGACAAUGUAGUGAAGAUAUGUGAUUUCGGACUUGCGAAAACAAUGUACAACGACAACAACUAUAAAAAGAAAGGAAACGGUCCGGUUCCGGUGAAGUGGAUGGCUGUCGAAUCUAUCACGGACCGGGUUUUCUCCACCCAGUCGGACAUCUGGUCCUUCGGUAUCGUGCUAUGGGAGUUGUUCUCGCUAGGUAAAACCCCAUAUCCCGGUAUGGAGGCGAACGAGAGGCUGUACAACAGACUCGUCGAAGGUUACAGGAUGGAAUCUCCCGAGUACGCCCCCAAAGAGGUUUACGAGAUGAUGUUGGACUGUUGGCAGUCCAAACCUUUAGCGAGACCUUCGUUCACCAAAUUGGUGGAGAAAAUCGGCUGUCUCCUCGAGGACAGCGUGCGGAAGCAUUACGUGGAUUUGAACGACCCUUACUUGGCGAUCAACACUCAGAAGUUCGAAGAGAACGACUACUUAGCGAUGCUGAGCCCUCCUUCUUUCGAUGUUUUGUCGACCCCGCCCCCUCAUUACGCCAAUGAGAGUGUCGUGGGCGUGGCCAAAACAGCAAACCGAUCCCAGACCGACUCAGUGGCCGAUGGGUACUUGUUUAUGGGCGGGAACACGAUAUUUAGUCCCAGAGUGAACGACGACUCAGUGUUUGAUUUCAACUUGAGCAGGAGAAAAAACACGAACGAGCUGGAAAGAGUGAACGGGGCGGAAAGUAGACCCAUGCUUCACUCUCAGAACGAGUCCGACACGGAACAAGGCUAUUUAAUUCCGGACGUACCCGCAAACAGCGUCUCCAAUCCUAGUUACCAUAUGCUGCCUGUCAAAUCGAGCAGUCCGUCGCCCCGGCAACGGGAUUUGAUUGGCGCGCCGGACAACUAUGUCAACAUGCCGCAGUGUAAAUCUCUCGCGGACUAUAAGGACAAAAACAAGGAGUCGGUGAGAGUCGACAUACGCGACAACGGUGGUAACGUGCACUACGUCAACGUGCGGGGGGGAGUGGGGAACGAUUGACGUUCGAGAAUAAUUAUGAAAAUGCCAAAAUCAUAUAGCUUUAAAUGACAUAGCGUUGUGAUUUCGACACGCGUUUUAAUUGGGAAGAUUGAUUGAAGGAUUGCCAACUCCAAAAAAGGGACAUGUCACAUUUUCAAAAAAUUGUUCAGAAAAGGUAAAACACUUAACUUUUUAAUUUUUAAUUUGAAGCGUAUUCUUCGGAAUGCAUUUUCUAAACGAACGAAAAAUUUUGCAUUCUGUUUGGUUUUUAAUUGCUUGCCCGUCAAAAUUGACAGAUGGCGUAAUCCCCUAUCUGCAGUAAGAUAAAACGAAAAGCAUUUAUUUUGACUUUUUACCGUCACAUUUUCAAAAACUUGUUCAGAAAACGAAAAAAAACUAACUUUUUAAUUUUCAUUUUUUUUGUAUCGUAUUCUUCAGAAUACUUUUUGUGAACGGACUAGAAAUUUUACAUUUACUGCAGUAAAAUAAAACUAAAAGCAUUUAUUUUCAAUUUUUACUGUCACAUUUUCAAAAAAUAGUUCAGAAAAUGAAAAAACUAACUUUUUAAUUUUCAUUUUUUUGUAGCGUAUUCUUCAGGAUGCGUUUUGUAAACUGAAUAGAAAUUUUGCACUUUAUUUGUUUGUUAAUUGUUUGAUCGUCCAAAUUGACAGAUGGAGGUAUCCCCUUUUUGUAGUAAAAUAAAACGAAAAGCAUUUAUUUUGACUUUUUACCAUCACAUUUUUAAAAAAAAGUUCAGAAAAUGAAAAAAACUAACUUUUGCGUUUUGUAAACUGAUUAGAAAUUUUGUAUUUUGUUUUUUUUUUAAUGCUUGGCCGUCAAAAUUAACGUAUCCCAUAUUUUUAUUUUGACUUUUCACUGUCAUAUUUUCAAAAUUGUUUAAAAAACGAAAUAACUUUUUAAUUAAUUUUCUUGCAGCGUAUUCUUCAGAAUACGUUUUAUAAACCGUGAAGAAAUUUUGUAAAUAAAUGAAGAUGUCCCCUUUCUGCAGUUGGAAAUUCAAAUAACGUAACUUGUGGUACACAUUGAUGUGUAGAUUUACUAUUACAUAUUUAUUUUUAUACGAGGGGUGCCGAAAAGAACGGUAUAUUAUAGGUAUGUAUAUAAUUUUUAAUUGCAAGCAGAUUUGACUAUUUUCCACGUAUUUAAUAUUUAAUUUUCAAUUUCAAUUGUCACUCACAGGGUGAUCAAGUAAAGUUAAUAUUUUGUUUAAUGGUAAAAUGGGCAUUACUGGAGCUCUUAAAAUAAACUUAGUGAAUUUAAUACAAAUAAGCAAGGUAGAAGAAGCGUAGAGAAGGAAUUUGGAGCCAGAAUUUUAUUUCCAGUAUGAAGAAAAUUUGACAGCAGUGCGAUAUUUAGAUUUAUUCAGAAUACCAUUCCCGAAAUUAAUUUGACUACAAGAUGGCGCUCCGUAUCAUCGAAGUGCUGAUGUCAGAGAAUUUUUAAAUGGAAAUUUUAGACGAUCGAUUGGGCAAAAUGACACCAUCUGGCCACCAAGAGGAGCGUAUUUAAGCCCACUAGACUUCUUUUUGUGGGGCACUUUAAAAGAGAGAAGUUUUUACAUUACAAGUAAUUAUACAAAGACAUAAAUCGUUUGGAGGAUAUACAUACCUCUUGCAUCAUUCAAAAUGAUGGACACGUGGAAAAUAUAAUAUAAAAUCAUUAAUUUUCUUUUUAAAAAUUAAAUAAUCUUAAUUUAAAAGAAAAAACUUUAUUUGAACGCCCUGUAUAUAACUGAGUGACAAUUGAAGCGAUACAAAGAAAUUAAAGAUCAUUUAACCGGAACCAACAAUAUCCAAGGGUUGGGUAGCAUACCCGAUAUUAUUUCAUUGUUCUCAGAAGUUUAAUUUUAAUCAAAUUUAAAUUUAAAUUGAAUAAUAUAUUUUUUAUAAUUUAAUAUACAUACAAAUAAUAAAAUAAUGUAUAUAUUACAAUGUAUCAUACUCGUAUUUGCAUUUUUCUCAUUUUUGUAUACAAAAUUUCGAAUUUUUCGACAAAUCAAAAACAUUCCUUAUUUUAUGCAAUUUUGAACAGAAAUAACAUUAAAAGUAUGACCGUCGUAAUUAAACAAAAUACAAAAGACGCCGUGCUGAUAGUUCUAGCCUCAGUAUAUAAAAACACGAGAAUAUAAUAAAUAUUCUUAAUAAUAAAUAAAUAAAUAAUAAAAGGAUCUACUUUUUAUGAAAUGGUAUGCAAGGCUCCGGAUUGAAAAAAACUGUAUUUUUUUGACACACCGUGUAUAUAAAUAGUUAUGUAAUAGGAAUAUUUUAGCCCACAACUUUCUUAAUAAACUUUUUUCUAAAAUGUAAAAUAAAAAAGUAUAGUACAGAUUUUUAAAUGUACGAUUUAUCUCGCUAGACCGUGGUAAUACAGAAAUAUAUUUUCAACCCCCACAUAUGCACAUGAUGCACAUGUAUUUUGCUAAGUCUUCAGAACUUAAGUUUGAACUAAUUUUUCUACGAUUUUUUAAAUGGACAUGCGGACUUGAACGUAAAGGAGAAGUAUGUUUUAUAUUCAACGUUCGUAAUUAUGUAAACUGGUAUUAUGAAGUACUUAAUUCGGAAGUGAAUUGUUUAUGUUGAUAUGUAUGAUGAUUUGCGUGCGUAACUAUUAAGAAAAAUGCUUGUUUUUGAAGAAAAUGUGCCAACUUUUUACUCAAUUUUUGUACAAAUAGCCGCUUAAUGUUUUUUUGAAUAUGUAUAUAUUAAUUAAAUUUAUAAUUAUGCCAUAUAGGUUUAUUUUCUAUUAUAAACAGUUUCAUAUUUAUAAAAUAAAUCCACAAAAAUUUUAUGUGUUGCUU
Messenger RNA from Cylas formicarius (sweet potato weevil), 7195 nucleotides. It is a transcript of the gene Pvr, whose product is annotated as vascular endothelial growth factor receptor 1. The record is from RefSeq and is a predicted model, not a curated record. Gene Ontology annotation, molecular function: transmembrane receptor protein tyrosine kinase activity; ATP binding. Gene Ontology annotation, biological process: positive regulation of kinase activity; cell surface receptor protein tyrosine kinase signaling pathway; protein phosphorylation. Gene Ontology annotation, cellular component: signaling receptor complex. Lineage: Eukaryota; Metazoa; Arthropoda; Insecta; Coleoptera; Brentidae. The transcript has 25 exons. Bases 91 to 4398 code for a protein of 1435 amino acids.